AUGGGCGGACUUAACCUCGAAGUUUUCAAGUUCGGGAUGUACCUGCUCUUCCCCAUCGGCAUCAUGUACCACUUUGGCACGAACCUCGACAGCCGAUUCGCAGUAGAGGGCUUCUGGCCCAAGCCCGAGGAGACGAACAAGGUGCCGCACUCCAAGGAGGAGAUCAAGGCCGAGUACGAAAAGAUUGUCGCGCGGCAGCGGGUAUUGAUGGAGAGGAGGGCGAUGCAGGAGGCGUCGAGGCCGGAGGGCGGCGCGUCCACGACGCAGGAAUAG
Molecule: messenger RNA, 273 nt
Organism: Parascedosporium putredinis
Lineage: Eukaryota; Fungi; Ascomycota; Sordariomycetes; Microascales; Microascaceae
Source: the annotation of a GenBank genome assembly